Pelobates fuscus (common spadefoot toad) is the source of this 2020-nucleotide messenger RNA. RefSeq names its product cystathionine beta-synthase (gene CBS). Gene Ontology annotation, cellular component: cytoplasm. NCBI's taxonomy places the organism in Eukaryota, Metazoa, Chordata, Amphibia, Anura, Pelobatidae. The record is from RefSeq and is a predicted model, not a curated record. The transcript is spliced from 16 exons. Gene Ontology annotation, molecular function: cystathionine beta-synthase activity. Bases 112 to 1803 code for a protein of 563 amino acids.
CCGCCUACUUUCAUUGCACCAAUGACAGUGCAGCUCUGAUCGCGUGCAACAGUAGCAGCUGCUGCAACCGGGAUCCCAGACGGCGUCAUCCUACCUGUCCUAGAGGACAUCAUGCCAUCUGUGCCUCCAAGCUCUGAUUCUACCUCCUGCCCCAAUAUGACAGAGACUCAUGUGGCUAAUGGCAACGUGGAGGUUGAUCUUGGCACUGAUCGGAAGUGGAUUCGGCCAGAUUUGCCAAGCAAGUGCACAUGGGCUCUGGGAAAACCACAGGCAGACUCCCCACAUCAUCAUGUAGAACUGAAACACAACCCCCGAAUCCUGCCAAGCAUCCUGGACAAAAUCGGAGACACCCCACUCGUUCGAAUAAACAAUAUUGGAAAGAUACAUGGGCUAAAGUGUGAGCUGUUGGCAAAGUGUGAGUUCUUCAAUGCGGGGGGCAGCGUCAAGGAUCGGAUCAGUCUGCGGAUGGUGCAAGAUGCCGAAAGGGACGGGAUCCUCAAACCAGGAGAUACAAUAAUUGAACCAACAUCUGGAAACACUGGUAUCGGACUGGCUCUGGCUGCCGCUGUGAAGGGAUACCGCUGUAUUAUUGUCAUGCCGGAGAAGAUGAGUAUGGAAAAGGUGGAUGUUCUUCGUGCUCUGGGUGCUGAGAUUGUUCGGACUCCGACCAACGCGAGAUUCGAUUCUCCAGAAUCCCAUGUUGGCGUUGCUUGGAGGUUAAAGAAUGAAAUUCCAAAUUCCCACAUCUUGGAUCAGUACCGGAAUGCUAGUAAUCCCCUCGCUCACUAUGACAGCACCGCGGAAGAGAUCCUGUACCAGUGUGAAGGGCAGUUGGACAUGCUGGUUGCCGGAGCCGGAACAGGUGGAACCAUUACCGGAUUGGCACGCAAACUAAAAGAGAAGUGUCCAGGCUGCAAGGUGGUUGCUGUGGAUCCUGAAGGUUCUAUACUGGCUGAACCAGAAGAGCUCAACCAGACCGAUAAGACCAGUUACGAGGUGGAGGGCAUCGGCUAUGACUUUAUCCCAACUGUUCUGGAUCGAUCUGUUGUUGACAUGUGGCAUAAGACCAACGAUCAGGAAUCUUUUUCCAUGUCACGUGCCCUGAUCAGAGAAGAGGGGCUUCUGUGUGGGGGCAGCUCGGGCAGUGCCAUGUAUGCAGCUGUGCAAGCGGCUAAAGAGCUGAAGGAAGGCCAGAGAUGUGUUGUGAUUCUCCCCGACUCUGUGCGGAACUACAUGUCUAAGUUUCUUAGUGAUAAGUGGAUGACACAAAAGCAUUUCCUUAAUGUGGAAGAUUUGGAGGGAAGAAAACCUUGGUGGUGGAAUGUGAAGGUGUCAUCCCUCUCUCUAUCUGCCCCUCUUACAGUCCUUCCAUCUGUGAGCUGUGACCAGACUAUCCAGCUCUUGCGAGAGAAGGGUUAUGAUCAGGUGCCUAUUGUAUCUGAAGCUGGGCUGGUCCUCGGGAUGGUCACCUUGGGAAACAUGCUGUCCUCUCUUUUGGCUGGAAAGGUAAAGCCAUCAGAUCCUGUUACCAAAGUUAUCUACAAGCAGUUUACACAGGUCCAUCUUAUGGAUAACCUGGGGAAACUCUCACGAAUCCUGGAGACUGAUCACUUUGCUCUUGUGGUUCAUGAUCAGAUACAGUCAGAUCACAGUGAUGGUUCCUCCAGUAAGAAGCAGAUGGUUUUUGGAGUGGUAACUGCUAUAGAUCUCCUAAAUUUUGUAACUCGAGAGCGUGAGCGACGUGUCAGUGAAUCUGGAGACCGUGAUCCGAGUGAAAGAGUAAGGCAUUUCAGUGCGUCUUGAUCUGAUCCCAGAGAACGCCUCAGAGGAUCCAUGUUUACCACUUGUCACCUCGCUGUCCUUCUUACUCUGUGAACCCUGGUGGUCUCCUGCAUACCCCUCUACCUUGGUUUCUGAAGGGAGUAGGGUUGUUUUAGUCAGUCAUUACUGCUUGUUACAUGAAUGCAGCGCUUCUGAUUUUGCAGCAGUUACAGGUUUAAUUAAAUAAGAAUUGAAAUGA